AAUAAAAUGAAUAAAAUAGAAUUAAUUCAAUUGCUUAAUAUAGCAUUCUAUAUUUACUAUAAUACAUUAAAAAGACAAUGUCUAGAAGCAAUAAUGGUAUAACCAAUUACAAAAAUAUCUUUAAAAAAAAAAUGCGAUACUAAAAAAAUUAAUUAAUAAGAGAACGACAUAUUCAAAUUAAAAAGAUGGGAGAUUCAUUAGACUUUUUAACAAAAUAUCAUAAUAUAUCGAACAAAUUAAAGAAACGAUUUUUAAGAAAACCAAAUGUUGCUGAAGCAAGUGAUCAAUUUGGAAUAUUGGCAAUUGAAUGUGAACAAAAAGAAUUAUGGCAAUAUGCAGGUUUAUGUUUAUUAGCUGCAGCUAGAUGUCAAGAAACAUUGGAAAAUACCUUUUCUGAAUUAAAUUUUUUAAUAAAAGCUGGUCGAGAAUUUCUUAUGGCUGAUAAAAAAGAUAAAAACAUAGGAUGUUCUUCUAUAGGACAAGAAAAUAUACAGGCUGCAGUAAAUUGUUUUGGUCAAGCUUUAACACAUUGUUAUAAUCAACCAGGAUUCAAUACUAUGUCAGCUGGUUUAGCAUUAGAAUUAGCAUUAGCUUUAGGUCCUACUCCAGCUGGUAUACAACAAUUAUGUAAAGCGAUUGAUAUUUUUCCAACUAUAAAAGCUAUUAAUACAUUAGCAUCAUAUUAUAUUAAACAAGGUGAUUAUGUAUCUGCUUUACAAAUUUUAAAUGAUUUUGUUGAAUUUGUUGAAAGUUAUAUUAAUGCUGGUGCAAAAGGCAACUAUAAUAUUAUAUUACACAGAUGUGAAAUAACUAGAGUACUAUUAUUACUUAUACUUCAACCAUCACCACAAAGACUGGCACCUUCUUUAGCACAGGUUUUGGAAAAAUAUGCAUGGGUAGAAGAAACUACAGAUAAUGAUUUUAAUAUGAAUGAAGAUGAAUUACUAUUAUUACAAUCAUUAGUAUUAUCAUGUCAAUCACAUGAUUAUCAAGCAUUACUAGAACUAGAAAGUGAAUUGUGGCCUUAUUUAAAUAUUGAACAAAAGGAGUUAUUACAUAAGUUAAUUCAAGUUUUAACAAUACAAUAAAUAUAUUUUUUGUUAUAUAA
Molecule: messenger RNA, 1108 nt
Organism: Apis mellifera (honey bee)
Lineage: Eukaryota; Metazoa; Arthropoda; Insecta; Hymenoptera; Apidae
Product: factor VIII intron 22 protein
Exons: 7
Coding region: 186-1088 (300 amino acids)
Biological process (GO): vesicle cytoskeletal trafficking
Cellular component (GO): early endosome
Molecular function (GO): protein binding
Source: RefSeq, a predicted model, not a curated record